AUGGCCGAAGCGGGCUUCUUUUUUACUGGACCAAAGGAUCGGGUCCAGUGUUUUUCUUGUAACAUUUCUCUGGAAAACUGGCAGGUGGAGGAUAUUCCAUGGGAAGAACACGCACGUCAUGGUAUUGGGCUGUACAACUGCAGCUUCGUAAAACAGGAGAAAGGUUUAAACUAUGCCGAGGAAGUCAUCGCCAAAGCCGUUGCCAAAUCGGAACAAGUGGCCACCGCGGCGGCUGUCGUCUACGCUGAGCUUGAAGCUUAUUUUUGGACGCUCAUCAUGGACGACUAUCAGCUUACGGAUGUUGAUCGUAUGGACACUGAUGCUAUUUUCGACGAAGGGUCAUGGAAUCUGCCACCAUCGCCACCGUACGUUAUCACCGAUGUGGAUCGUCAGGAUACCGAUGCCAUACUUGCGACUGGUGAUUGGGAUGACUGGGUGUUAAGGAACGCUGAUCAGGGAGGCGCGGGGAAAGCGACGGAUGGAGCCAUGGACAUUGAUAUUCCAGACGUAGUUUCGGGAAAGCCACUGACGCUUGAAGAAAUUAGCGAUAUUCCGGAUUUCUCAGCUCUAUUCAGCCUGACUGAGAACAAAGAGCGCCAAUUCAAGAAAUUCAACAGCACCGAGUACGAGUACCGUGUGGAAAUCGCCACACUGCCGCGUAUUUAUUCCCAGGAAGAAACUGUCUUGCUUCUGCCUUUGCUGCUGGAAUCCAUAUUGAAUCUAUGCGUGACUCAGUUUCAACCGCCGGAUCGUGUUACCAUUUCCAUUAGCUGUGCGUCGCUGGAAUUCCCAAUUUACUUGUCUAUGCGAAAAUUGUCGGACUUCAGUGUCGACGACCUUGUUGCUGUCUGUACCAAGGCCAACUCCGGGCGGAUGGUGCUGGACGAUACCUGCUCGAUCCGCAUUUUUCGCACUAUCAUACCAAGCGGGGGGAACUGGAGAUUUCUACAUCGUCACGUGGCGCGGGACGCAAAACGUUUCAGCAAGUCUAUAGUUACUGUUCGCGUGGAUAACAACUAUUGCCUCCCAGCUGCAUUGUUCUUGGGCAAGUACCGUCUGACCCACGAUGUUAAAGAAACGUACAAAAGCCAGUGGAAGCACCUGUACAGCAAGGAUGGAGUCACUAAGCUGACAGGCCAUGCCCGAGAGAUCAUCCAGCUGACUGAUUUACCGUUGGGACGGUGUUAUGACCUUAACGACCUGAGUGCCAUCCAGGAAGAAUGCUUUCCCGAAUUCCAAGUUAAAGUUAUUUCGGCGGAUCACGGCAAUACCAUUAUCGCCCGCGUACCAGAGAAAAAAACAAAGGAUAUGAAAGAAAUGUUUGUCUUGUUGGAGAAGAAUCACUUUGACCUCGUAACUACUGUCACCGGUAUUUUCAACUCAUCAUACUUCUGCUCAGAGUGUGAUAAGCCGUACAGCCACAAGGAGCGGCACCGAUGCGGUGGAAACUGUCGCUUUUGUUAUCGGUCAGUAAAUGACUGCGUCGAGGGGUCCGUUGUUUACUGUGGCGACUGCAGGCGUACCUUCAACAACCAGGAAUGCUUUAACAUCCACACGGCUGAUCGCCGCAAUGGAAAAACCUAUUGCUCCCAGAUUUUUUACUGUAAAGACUGCCGCCGCUUUGUGAACUUAACACGCCGCCCAAAUGAAAAGCACAAGUGUGGGGAGAUGUUUUGCACGGUUUGCCGCGAGUGGGUCCAGCAGGCCACGCAUAAGUGUUACAUCAAAACCUUUCCAAAACCAUUACCACCAUCACCGGAUCAACCAGAGCGACCAAAGCGAUGCAUUUUCUUCGAUUAUGAGACGUACAACGAUCCGGUCAAUGGACAUACUCCAAGUUGUGUUGUGGCUCAGUACGAAGACGGUACGGAAUUUCGAUUUCCGGCGGACGGUCAACCAAUGACCAAGGAUGUCGGGCAGAUGUUUGGGGAAUGGCUUUUUUCGGAGCAACACAAUCACUACACGAUUAUUGCUCAUAACUUCCGGGGAUAUGACGGUCAUUUCCUUUUGAAACACCUUUUGGAUAAUAAACUGCGCGGUGUGGAAGUUAUCAAGAGGGGAACCCAGCUUCUGGAGCUGCGCUAUCGAUCCUUGCAUAUGUGUUCCCGUGACACGUUAAAUUUCAUGCCGAUGAAACUCAGCAGUUUGCCGAAAGCGGUUGGUUUGGAAGUGGAGGUCAAGAAAGGCGACUUCCCUCACCACUUCAAUAGACCUGAAAACUGGGAUAAAGUGCUGCCUUGGCCCGAACCGGAAAUGUACGUUUUUGACGGCCUGAAGAAGAAAGAGAAAGAGGAAUUUUUAAAGUGGCACGCAGAAGCAAAAGCUGCUGCGGGUGGACAGUUCGACUUCCGCGAUGAAAUCAUGACCUAUUGCUCGAACGACGUCACUGUGCUCCGACGUUGUGCCUUGAAGUUCGUUGAUGACUUUGUCGCUCUGACUAAUCUGAACCCGCUGGACAGUAUCACUAUGUCAUCCGCCUGCAAUAAGUAUUAUCGCACGUUCCAUCUGGCACCCGAAAAGUUGGCUGUAUUGUCCUCCCAUGGACCUCACCGCAACCGACGCACCAGCGUUCAAGCCACGCAAUGGUUGGAGUUGCUGAAUCGAGACCUGAGUGGGCGUAUUCAGCACGGACGAAACGGCAAGGAAGUCCACAUCGGACCGUACUUUGUGGACGGUUUGGAUGCUAGUACUCGUACAGUUUACGAGUACAACGGUUGUGUAUUCCACGGGCACCCCGAAUGCACCGAACAAGAUGAUCGGUCACCAUUCUCUCGUAAAAAGAUGAGUGAGGUGUACGAGGAAUACCUGGACCGUGUACGAUACCUGGAGGAUGAGAAGUAUACAGUAGUUACCAAGUGGGAGUGCGAUUGGAAGAGCGAGCGUCAGGAAGCCGAUAUCGCUACUUUCCUGUCUGGCCAAAACCUUCGCGAACCCCUGAAUCCCCGGGACGCCUUUAAAGGCGGGCGUACCAAUGCCAGUCGCUUGUACUACGCAGUGAAGCCGGGGGAAAUGAUUAUGCACUUCGACGUUGUUAGCCUGUACCCUUUCGUUAAUAAGACCAAGACCUACCCCAUCGGUCACCCCGCCAUUGUUUUGUCGAAUUUUAAGGACGUGAAGGAAUAUUAUGGCUUGGUUUCCUGUAAGGUACUACCCCCGGCGCAGUGUUUGUACCCUGUUCUCCCUGCUACUAUCAACAAGAAGCUGGUAUUUACGCUUUGUCGGACCUGUGCGGACACCAAAAGUAACUACUAUUGCCAGCAUUGCGACGCUGACCGCUGCCUCGAAGGUGUAUGGACCACCCCGGAGCUCCAUCACGCCAUCGAUAGGGGAUACACCGUGCAGGAAGUGUGCGAGAAAGAUGACUUCAUCCGCCAGGUCAAAGAGCGUGAGGGGAUUGACCUUGAUUCGGAAGCCAUGAUCUACGAUGCUGGGCGCCGUAAUGUGGCCAAGAACUGUCUAAACUAUUUGUGGGGCAAGCAAGGACAGCGGGAUGAUAUGACUAUGACCAAGUUCGUCUACAAAACCAAGGAUUAUUUGGACAUGAUCCGUUCCAAGGCCGUUGAAAUUCAUGAUGUUUUUGCCAUCAACGAGGACUGUCUCAUGGUGACGUAUUCGAAGGGAGAAGACUACAACGAAGGUAGUAGCGCUACAAACGUUGCCCUGGCCGCCUUCACCACCGCCAAUGCUCGCCUAAUCCUACUGGACAUGAUGGAAAAGCUGGGCGAUCGCCUCCUGUACUAUGAUACUGAUUCGGUCGUCUUUCUCACUCGCCCUGGGGACUGGGUGCCGGAGACGGGCAGUAUCCUGGGCGACUGGGACAACCAGUUGCAGUCCGGGGAGAGCCACAUCGUGAAGUUCGUGUCGUGCGGCCUAAAGGUGUACAGCUACGAGACUGACACUGGUCGGAUCGAGUUAAAGGCAAAAGGCCUUACCCAAAACGGGUACACGGAAGAUAUUCUGGAUUUUAAUGAAAUCACCAAGACCUUCGCCCGGACCGGACAGACCUUGGACUUCGACCAACUGAAGCGCCUGUUGGACGGAACAGAAUCCCAUGUUCAAAUUAUUUAUCCUGAAUUCAUCAAACGGAAUGGCAAAACACAAGAAAUUAAUACCGUUUGUUUGUUUAAGAAGUUGAGAAUGGUUUAUGACAAGCGUAUGUUGCUUCCCGACUUCACAACGCUACCUUUUGGUACUAAGCAAUAA
This is a messenger RNA of Paramacrobiotus metropolitanus, 4203 nucleotides long. RefSeq lists its product as uncharacterized. Gene Ontology annotation, biological process: DNA replication. The record is from RefSeq and is a predicted model, not a curated record. Gene Ontology annotation, molecular function: DNA binding; DNA-directed DNA polymerase activity; nucleotide binding. The coding region runs from base 1 to 4203 and encodes 1400 amino acids. The transcript is spliced from 6 exons. NCBI's taxonomy places the organism in Eukaryota, Metazoa, Tardigrada, Eutardigrada, Parachela, Macrobiotidae.